Molecule: messenger RNA, 1269 nt
Organism: Mercurialis annua (annual mercury)
Lineage: Eukaryota; Viridiplantae; Streptophyta; Magnoliopsida; Malpighiales; Euphorbiaceae
Product: protein OXIDATIVE STRESS 3 LIKE 2-like
Exons: 2
Coding region: 205-963 (252 amino acids)
Source: RefSeq, a predicted model, not a curated record
ACAAAUAUUUAAACUCAACAGAUAAACAUCAACUCCUCCCGACAAACCCACCUAUCCUAUUUUUCUUACCAAGAUAAUAUAUUUUACUCUCUUCCAUUCCCAAUUCGGAUAACCCUUCUCUUUUUAUUCUUCUUUUUUCCCAUUUCUUUCGAUAAAUUGCUCUCUUUUCUUGGAAUUUUCAAUCUGUUCUUUUGCAUUUCUGUGAUGUCAAUUGCUUUUCAAACAACUUCUGGUGAUUCUAUCCACAGCUCUCGUUUUAUCCGCCACCACCGUAUGUCACCCUAUUUUCUUACUGGGUGCGCCGGAGAACGGAGGUUUCCGGCUGCUGAAAGUGGUAGGAGGAGGAAGAAGAAGGGUUCUGAUUCUGAUUCUGAUUUGAGCUCUUCUUCUUCUUCGUCGUCGAUCGGAAAGGACAGUGAUGAGGAGGAGGAUUGUGGUGGAGAAUUUGAGGCUCAGAGCUCGUUUAAAGGACCUUUGGAUACUAUGGAUGCGUUGGAGGAAGUUUUGCCCAUCAAGAAAGGUAUAUCGAAGUUUUAUAAUGGAAAAUCAAAGUCAUUCACAAGUCUAGCAGAUGCCUCUUCUGCUCCCUCAGUCAAAGCUUUUGCUAAACCGGAAAAUCCUUAUAACAGGAAGCGCAAAAAUGUAUUAGCUCGCAAUGUUGUAUGCGAUGACAGGAAUCUCAAUCACCUGUCAAAAGAUAAUGAAAGCUGCAUGUCAAAGAGACCAACAAUGUUUAAUCGAGGCACAUUAGCUCUCGGUUCAAUAAUGGACUGCCAUAAAAGCUAUAAUAAAGAGGAGUCUCAGGCAAUGUCAUCUUUACCUCCACGGCAUCCCCAUGCAAAAACAUCGCAUAUCCACGAACCGUGUUUGCCACCUCAUCAAAGAAAAUCUAAUUGGCGAUCUUUCUCCCUCUCUGAUCUGCAAUGUGCUGUCGCAGCUGCAACUUCUAAUGACCGAGGAUGAGACAAUUCACAGUGAAGACACUGACAACUUACUAUAUAUUGACUUAUAGCCUUAGUUUUGCUUCUCAGCAUGAAUCUGGAAGUAGGAGAUAUGUCACGGAGUUGAAGUCCGUGGCAUGUAAUUUGAUUAUUCCGCCAAUGGUUCUUGUAGUCUCAGGUAUGUCCUGCCUGGGUUUUUUUUAAGAAGAUGAAUGCUUGCUGCACUGUUUCUUAAGUGCUGUCUGCUAUUACUGUUAGGUUAUGACUAUAAUAUUACGGUCUUGUGUAUCAUAUGAGUAUCUAAAUGUUAUGUCACAUGUUCGUAUUA